CAUGCAAUGCGUUAUUGCCAUCCAUGCCAAUGCCAUCCUCCUCGGCAGCCCUGGCACAAAGGCUCAAGGCCUCUGUGGACGGCGCAAAGAGAGGCAUUGUCGGGCUGGAGGCCUUCGAUCUGCCCGGGCCCGGGCCGCCUGGGCCGCCUGGGCCGCCUGGGCCGUGGCCGGCCGUGAAAGGCCGCCAUUUGCGGCUCAGCAAGCCGCUAGGAGGUUCGGAGGGCCGAUCCGACUUUUUCGCGGAGCUGGCCCAGAACGUGGGCUACGAGGUGCAGCGGCUCCUGCGUUUUACGCUCUUGGGCUACACCAACCCCUUGAAUGCUGAGAUCGAGAAGAAGGCAGAGCAGCAGAUCAACGAGGGUUUGCGCACCGUCCUUGAGCAUUUGGCUGGCUAUGUGGACAAGGUCUUCGUAUCCUCAAGCGGGGAGGCAGAUUCUGAGGUGGAGACGUUGAGGGCCCAGCUGGACGCCGUGGUCUUCGAGAGCCAGCGCCUCCACACGCAGAUAUCUCAAGGUGAUGAGCAGGUGCUUCGGAACAAGAACAUGACCAACCAGCUGCGCUCCAUGUACCAUCAGGAUCUGGAAGCACAACGCAGUCGCUUUAGGUCUUUGCUGGCACGAUAUCUUCCAAAUCUGGAGGAAGAUGCGUUUUAUGACUUGAUGAAUGUGCGGCUUUUCAAUCCGGACGCUUGCCUCGACGAGGACACCCAAGCGGCGGUCAAGCGCAAGGCCGAAGCCCUUCAGGCGGACUUCGCUCUGCAGAAGGAGGGCCUCAUGGACCAGAUCAAGGCUCGAGAACGCGAGAUGCGGGCAUUGCAGAAGAAGGUGAAUCUGCUCAGCCAGAGCACCGCGGAGACGGAGGAGACGGAGGAGACGGAGGAGACGGAGACGGAUCACACGGAUCUCACGGAUCACACCGCAGAGGCAGAGGGCAGGAGAGAGGCUCUGAAUGAGCUUGUCACAUUGGAGGAUGCUCUGCAGAAGCAGGCUGCUUGGGUGGGCAACAUGGGCCGAGGGACGGAGAAGCGGGAGCUCGAGGUGCUGAUGCGAGCGUCGCUGGCAAAGCUUGGGGCUGUCAAGUCUUGGCUGGCUCCGAGUGCUCCGGGUGCUCCGGGUGCUCCGGUGGCUGACUCGGAGUGGCGGCGCCGGGCGGCCGCGGCGGAGAACUCGGCGGCGUUGGAGGCGGCGAAGCGCGCGGUGGCCGUGGCGGAGCAGCAGCGCCUGGCCCAGGAGCGCGAAGCAAGCGCGAAGCGAGAAUGA
This is a messenger RNA of Effrenium voratum, 1259 nucleotides long. The record is from the annotation of a GenBank genome assembly. Lineage: Eukaryota; Dinophyceae; Suessiales; Symbiodiniaceae.